AUGGACAUCGAAGACAUGAAAAAAGCCCAGAAGAGUGAUGAAAAAAGAGAUAAACCAAAGAAGAAACCAAAUAAAAGAGAAGAAAUCGAAGAGGAAGAGAGAAGAUUGAAUGAAAAGCAAAGUAGAAUUAAUUCGCAAAGCAUUGAUUAA
Trichomonas vaginalis G3 is the source of this 150-nucleotide messenger RNA. RefSeq lists its product as uncharacterized. The transcript has a single exon. The record is from RefSeq and is a predicted model, not a curated record. NCBI's taxonomy places the organism in Eukaryota, Parabasalia, Trichomonadida, Trichomonadidae. The coding region runs from base 1 to 150 and encodes 49 amino acids.